AUGGCCCUUCCUAUUGUCUUCUACGACAUCCCAAGCACCCUGCCCAACAAUGCUUGGUCACCGAACACUUGGAAAAUCAGGUAUGCCCUGAACAUGAAGUGUUUGCCCUACAAGACGGAAUGGGUGGAAUACCCGGACAUCGAACCACUUGCCGUCAAGUUGGGCGGAGCUCCUACUGGGACAAAGCCCGACGGCAGCCCUUUGUACACGCUGCCUAUGAUCAAAGACCCCAACAAUGGAAAAGUCGUGACUGACUCCCUCAUCAUCGCCGCUUACCUCGAUGAAGCCUACCCGGACAACGUCACGCUCUUCCCUGCCAACAUAAAUUCCCUCGCCGCCGCCUUUGAGGCUGAAGUCUGUGGCGCCCUAGAUCCAAUUUUGCUGCUCCUUAUCUCACUCUCCGCCUCCAUACUAAAUCCGACGAGUGCCAAAUUUUAUAAAUCCACCAGAGAGGUCAUCUUUGACAAGAAGUUUGAAGAGUUUGCCUCAGUCGGCGCGAAGCGUGCUGAAGGGUGGAAGAAGGCCGAAGAGGGGCUUGGAAAGAUAGCUGAUUGGCUGGCCACCAAUGGCGAUAGCAAGUACGUGCUGGGAGACACCGCAUCGUACGCUGAUUGCAUCUUGGCCGGAUACAUGGGGUGGGUCACGACCAUCAUCCCCGGUGCUGGUCUCAAGAGUCUAGAGAAUUGGCACGAUGGCAGGUGGAUUAAACACUUGAACGCCAUGGAAGCGUUUGCGAAAGUGCAGUAG
Molecule: messenger RNA, 747 nt
Organism: Coniophora puteana RWD-64-598 SS2
Lineage: Eukaryota; Fungi; Basidiomycota; Agaricomycetes; Boletales; Coniophoraceae
Exons: 2
Coding region: 1-747 (248 amino acids)
Source: RefSeq, a predicted model, not a curated record